Molecule: messenger RNA, 360 nt
Organism: Entrophospora candida
Lineage: Eukaryota; Fungi; Glomeromycota; Glomeromycetes; Entrophosporales; Entrophosporaceae
Source: the annotation of a GenBank genome assembly
AUGUCAGCAUGGCGUGGCAGAAAAUGUAGUGAUACUGAUGUACCUGCUGAUAAAUCUACAAUACCUUUAUCUAUUAAAGAAAUACUUGCAAAUGAAUUUCAUAAUUUGAUGAAAAUAUCUGUUGUUGUAAUGGAUGGUGUAUUAAAGGAUUCAGAGAAAGAUUGUAAAAUAACAAUGAGAUGUAUAAGAAGAAAAGAAUGGGCCAAGUUAUUUAUAAAGUUGUGUUUCACUUUUUCACCUUCCAAUCUUCAAUUGCCUAAAUGUCAUUCUUGGCUUUUUCACACUGAUGAAACAAUUAGACAAUUUGGACCUCUCAAUGGUAUUACUACUGAAACAUAUGAAGCAUUGCACAAGUCAUAU